Priceomyces carsonii is the source of this 1044-nucleotide messenger RNA. RefSeq names its product Tlg2p (gene TLG2). The record is from RefSeq and is a predicted model, not a curated record. NCBI's taxonomy places the organism in Eukaryota, Fungi, Ascomycota, Pichiomycetes, Serinales, Debaryomycetaceae. Gene Ontology annotation, biological process: vesicle fusion; vesicle-mediated transport; intracellular protein transport. The transcript has a single exon. Gene Ontology annotation, cellular component: endomembrane system; membrane; SNARE complex. Gene Ontology annotation, molecular function: SNAP receptor activity; SNARE binding. The coding region runs from base 1 to 1044 and encodes 347 amino acids.
AUGUUCAGAGACAGAACAAAAUUAUUCAUAUCUUUUCGUCGAACGAUCCCACGGAAUCUGACCAUAAAAAAUGAGAACAGAUUUGAUUCUUUACUCGAUGAGGAAGAGGGUUUGAUUGAAUCAAGGCGAACUAAUUAUCGUGACAAUAAUAACUCUAUUGAAAUGAAACAGAUCAUCCCUUCAAUAUUUGAAAUUUCAAAGGAAUUAGAUGACAUCCAAACAAGGAUUAGGCAGCAGAUUGAUGAAUUGAAUUCAACGUAUAAAAAAUUGAUUAUUGUAACCAAGAGCGAGAAGGAAUCGCUUGAAACAAAGAUCGAGAAUUUGAAUUAUCAAGUAUUAAAAAACUUUGAGAAAUGCUAUGUCUUGAUCAAGAAGUUCCAGUAUCUUCAUGAUAAUCACGAGAAAUUGAAUUUAAACUAUAAGGCGAGUGAUUUAGAAAUUUUGAAUAAUUACAAGAGAAGCUACGCAACGAAAUUACAACAAGAUUCAUUAGUCUUUCGAAAUCUUCAAAAUAACUAUAUAAAGUUCUUAAAAGACGAUGAAGAUGAGUCAAGCGGUCUAUUGCAAUCCAGUGAAGAUCAGAAUUUAUUGAUGGAAGAAGACUCAAGGAAGAUAGAUGAAUAUUCAAAACAAACAUUGCAACAGCAACAGCAACAUUCCAGAAUGGAUUCACUGUACUUGCAGGCAAGGGAAAAAGAGAUAUCAAAUAUAGCAAUGGGGAUUUUGGAAAUAUCUACCAUAUUCAAAGAAAUGGAAACUUUAGUAAUUGAUCAAGGUAGCUUGCUUGACCGAAUUGAUUAUAACCUCCAAAAUACCGUACAAGAUCUCAAAUCGUCUGAUAAAGAGCUCAUAAAAGCCAAGUCCUAUCAAAAGAGAACAACAAAGUGCAAGAUUAUUUUCCUUUUAAUAUUAGUAACUUUUGCUUUGUUUAUUUUGGUUCUUGUAAAACCACACGGAUCUACCAAGGUAGUAACAAAACCAGCUACGAGUCCCCGACCAGAGAUCAAUAAACCGAAUGAUAACGAACAGAACACUUUAAGCUAG